Messenger RNA from Pediculus humanus corporis (human body louse), 1587 nucleotides. RefSeq names its product Cytosol aminopeptidase, putative. Bases 1 to 1587 code for a protein of 528 amino acids. Gene Ontology annotation, molecular function: manganese ion binding; metalloaminopeptidase activity. Gene Ontology annotation, biological process: proteolysis. Gene Ontology annotation, cellular component: cytoplasm. The record is from RefSeq and is a predicted model, not a curated record. The transcript has a single exon. NCBI's taxonomy places the organism in Eukaryota, Metazoa, Arthropoda, Insecta, Psocodea, Pediculidae.
AUGCUUUCUCACCUUUUACGAAGAAUUCCUUCACGUUUAAACUCAAUAUCAAAACUAAGAUUUUUUUCUUCUGCAGAUGAUACGUUAUGCCCGAAAUCCGAAACCGGGCUCAUAUUAGGAAUAUAUUCGAUGAACGAUGGUAGACACGAAACGUCCAAGUAUACACUAACCGGACAAAAAUUUAAUAAAAAAUCAUGUUUUUUAAUGGAAUCACUUAUAAGAAAAGCGGGGCCUUGUCCUAAAUUGGGAGAAUAUAGGAUAUUGUACGAUAUAGACCCGGUUUUUCCGAUCGUUUGCGUCGUGGGUUUGGGACUAGAAUGCGCGGGCUACGACGAAGACGAACAACUGGAUAAGGGAAAGGAAAAUAUAAGGGUAGCAGCAGGUGUUGCCGCUAAAGUAAUGGUACAGUUUGAAUUGUCUAAAAUAUAUAUCGAAGGUUUAGGACACCCGGAAUCUACUGCGGAAGGAGCGGCUUUAGCCAUUUGGGUAUAUCAAGAUUUUAAAAAUCCCAAAUAUAAAAGGCUGCCCUUGGCCAUAGAAUUGUUUGACGAUAACGAUUGGACGGGUUGGCAAAUAGGUAUGCAAAAAGCGGCCGCACAAAAUUUGGCCAGAUCUCUAAUGGAAGCUCCGGCUAAUAAAAUGACUCCGAUAGUUUUCGCUCAAAAUUCUGUUGAAGUUUUGUGCAAGGCUGGUAUAAACGUCGAAGUUAAAGUACAAAAUUGGUGCGAGUGUUUGGGAAUGGGAGCGUUUUUAGCCGUCGGUAAAGGUUCCUGCGAAAGUCCAUUAUUCAUGGAAAUAUCUUAUUACGGAGCCGGUAAUUUCAAAGAAAGACCGGUUGUUUUAAUCGGUAAAGGAGUGACUUAUGACAGCGGUGGAUUAAUGCUUAAUAAAAUGGAAGAUUUAAUUAACGCAAAAGGUGACAUGUCCGGAGCGGCAUGCGUUGUAGCAGCUUGCCGAGCCGUGGCUGCACUUCAACUUCCGAUAAACAUUCGGGGUUUGAUACCCCUUUGUGAAAACAUGCCCGGUUGCAAUGCCAUGAAACCGGGAGAUAUUGUUCAAGCCAUGAACGGAAGGAGCAUUUACAUUCAAGACACCAGAUGCGAAGGGCGACUCAUAUUAGCGGAUGCAUUAUGCUACGCUCAGAGUUUUUGCCCAAGAUUCAUCGUCGACAUAGGUAGCAUGACUAAAGGUAUAAGGGAAGGUUUCAGCACGGCCGCCGUAGGAGUAUUUACAAAUUCUACGAGACUGUGGAAACAAAUCAGAAUCUCUGGCAUUCACACUGGCGACAGAGUAUGGAGAAUGCCGCUCUUUAGUCAUUACGCGAGUAAAAUAAAAAAAUCAUCUUCAGUAGAUUUUAAAAAUUACGGAAGAAUGCCUCGUUCAGCCGAUCCGUGUAGGGCAGCUGCCUUCUUACACGAAUUCGUACCUUGCGGAGAAUGGUUACACAUUGAUAAUUUUGGAGUAUCGGUAAGCGACGGUAUAACGGAUCCGCCAUAUUUAUCGAGAGGCAUGACCGGAAGACCAACGAGAACUCUCGUUGAAUUUCUUUCACAGCUUUGCUGCAGGCAAGAUGAAGGUUCGGACUAA